UUCUUUUUCAUGUGUUAAUAUAUAUAAGAACAAAGAUCCCGGUUCCUGCGACGACAGAUAAUGUGGGCCACUUUGUGAAUGAUAUUGAAGGAGGAGAGUUUGUGCUGAACAGUUAAUUGCUCCGAGCGUUGGUGACGAGGUUUGGAUCUCUCCAGCCAGCUGUAUCCGAGACAAAAGCUAGAAAUUUUAUGUAUUUUUUCUGAGUUCUACGCUCUUACAUCUGGGCUAUGGAUGAUAAACAAGAAAAUUUGUUAUCAUCCACCUUGCCUAGCCAGCUGUUAUCAAUCGACGAGGAACUAUGGCAGAUGGCUGAAGAGAGAGCACAAGAGAUACUAUGGACAAUUGAACCAAAUGUAUUAUCUGAGGUGAACAGAAAGGAUGUUAUUGAUUAUGUUCAGAAGCUAAUUAGAGGUUGCUAUGGAUCUGAGGUCUUGCCAUUCGGUUCUGUUCCACUAAAAACCUAUCUUCCUGAUGGAGAUAUUGACCUGACUGCUCUUAGUCAUGAAGAUGCAGAGGAGGAUCUGGCACAGUCAGUAUUGAAUGUACUUCAAAGUGUAGAUGACCCUGAGUACCAAGUAAAAGACAUACAAGAUAUACGGGCACAGGUCCGGCUUUUGAAAUGCACAGUGAAAAAUAUAGCAGUUGACAUCUCUUUCAAUCAGAUGGCUGGACUUUAUACUCUACGUUUCUUGGAGCAGGUUGAUCAACUUGUUGGAAAGAACCAUCUCUUCAAGCGCAGUAUUAUCUUAAUCAAAGCUUGGUGCUAUUAUGAGAGCAGACUUCUUGGUGGACACCAUGGCCUGUUAUCGACAUAUGCCAUAGAAAUAUUAGUCUUGUAUAUUAUCAAUCGUUUUCACUCUUCAGUGCGUGGUCCCCUAGAGGUGCUAUACACAUUUUUAGACUACUAUGGCUCAUUUGAUUGGGACCAUAAUUAUGUUAGUAUAUGGGGUCCCAAAGCCUUAACCUCCCUUCCAAAAGUUACUGAGACGGCAGAAUGCGAUGAGGAUGGAUUCUUGCUCCAGAAAGAGUUUCUCAGAAAUUACAAGAAUAUGUGCUCUUUUCCGGCAAGGGCAUCUGAGCCUACUGCCCAUGAAUUUCCUGUCAAGUACAUGAACAUCUUGGAUCCUCUUAGAAAUGACAACAACCUAGGGCGCAGUGUAAACAUAGCCAGUUUACAUAGAUUAAGAUUUGCUCUCUCCUAUGGUGCUCGAAGGCUUAAGCAGAUCCUCACACUUCCGGGAGAAAACAUGGGUGCAGCACUAGAAAAGUUUUUCUUCAGCACUUUAGACCGGAAUGGGAAAGGAGAAAGGGCGGAUGUUGAUGUUCCGGUUUCUCCAUUUGGUACUGGAAGAUAUGAAGAGUGUGUCCUCCGUGGAGAUUGUGAAAGUUACUAUGGUGGCUUGCAAUAUAUUCAGCUUUAUCGUAACUAUACCAUGCCAGUAACUGCACAUUCCAGUUCUCCUUCAAGGCCUUCUCAGGACGAUAUCCUUGCAUUAUCAAGGCAGCAAAACUGGAGUAUGAUUUACCAAGGCGGUACAGAUGUAUAUAUCCCAGGACAGACACUUUAUCAUCCAAAUUACAGCCUUGAAGAAGGAGGGAAAUCACGUGGAACAGGCACAUACAUCCCUGACUUGAAUUAUAAUUCCUACUGGGAUAUACGCUCAAGGAUGAACAGGCCAAGGAGAUAUACUUCUGCAAAGCACAUUGCAUUGCCCAAAUCACCUCCGAAGAAGCAAGAAGAGGAGGAGGUUCACUAUGAGACGGACACGAGUAAUGGUAAUUCAGAUUCGAGGCUUUUUGAUCUCUCAAACGAAGAUUUUCCCCUUCUUCCAUGCAAUUGCAAGAUUACACAGGCAACACAAGCCCAAGGCUAUGCUCCAUUAGCCAAGAUUCAUUCUGAGACAGGCUUUUAUGGUAAUUCGAUUAUGUCUGAGCCUUCAAAUUUGUCCCUUCCAUUAGUAAAGGUUCAUUAUGAGACUGACAUAGAUGGCAGUAGUCCACGGUUGUUUGAACUCUUUAAGGAAGACUUCCCCCUUCUUCCUAAGGUUUGUUCUGAGACCCGAAUGGAUGGUAGUUCAAUCUCAACGAAAGAUUACCCCUUUCUUCAAAGCUAUCACAAGACCGUCUGCUCAGAGUCUGGUCAGUUAACUAAGCAAACCAAGAGUUUUCCAUACUCAAAAGAAGCUAAAUGGAAGGGUAUUGAGUUUGGCUCUUUCAAGAAAUCACAGUCAGUGACCGAACCAAGUUUGUCGACAAGGGAUGAGAAAGAAGAUUAUGAUGUUUCAUUAACACAAAAAAAUGUAACUGUAGUUCCGAAGGUGCCGACGGAGAGGAAAGAGAAAUCUCGCAUGACCAAUGAGAAGAUGUAUUGAACGUGUUGACGUAGAUAUUUUGUAGGGUAUACAUAAGUAAAAUGCUCAUGUUCUGACCGAAUAACUGAAAAAUAGUGUCAACUUUUCCAUCUUUUUCUUUUAUAUUUACAUAUGUAAAUUUGGGAGAAACUUGAAUAUCCUCGAACUUCAUGGGAACAAACAGUUGGGGGGAGAGUUGUUGACCAAUUUUGUGCCAUUUGGUGGUGGGGACAGAAUGACAACUCCCUUUUGGUUUAACAUCUGCAUCAACUUAUAAUUCUUUUGAUAA
Vigna radiata var. radiata (mung bean) is the source of this 2640-nucleotide messenger RNA. RefSeq lists its product as uncharacterized. The transcript has 9 exons. NCBI's taxonomy places the organism in Eukaryota, Viridiplantae, Streptophyta, Magnoliopsida, Fabales, Fabaceae. The record is from RefSeq and is a predicted model, not a curated record. Bases 228 to 2372 code for a protein of 714 amino acids.